Dermacentor silvarum is the source of this 9718-nucleotide messenger RNA. RefSeq names its product contactin-1a. NCBI's taxonomy places the organism in Eukaryota, Metazoa, Arthropoda, Arachnida, Ixodida, Ixodidae. Gene Ontology annotation, molecular function: protein binding. The record is from RefSeq and is a predicted model, not a curated record. The coding region runs from base 217 to 1218 and encodes 333 amino acids. The transcript has 6 exons.
CUCUCGAAACGAGUUCUGUGUUUUCGAAACGAUUACGCAAAGAAGACAACGAUAGAAUAACCUUCUUUUUAUUUCAAAUACUGGAUUGACAUCCCGAUCAGUAAAAAGUUUCAAGUUACUUAAGUUUCGUUUUUGUUUGUUUUAUGAGUGGAUGCGAACGGAUUAGGGAUCACUGCGCGGAUGUUCAACAUGGCCGAAAUGGACUCUUAGCAUCUUAUGAUGUUCGGAAGAAUAAUUCAUUAUUCCUUCUUACUGAUUUUACCCUUCAUUGAUGUGUUUUUGGAAGCUUUGCACCACCACUCUGCCACUGGGCUGCCAAGCGUCAUUGAAGGGGACCUAGGCUCACGUCUCACGCUCCAGUGCAACAUUAGCCGGCCGCACCACCACAACCAAGCUCAGCGCAUUGUCUGGCUGAAGGACGGUCGCGGUCUGGGCCCCGAGCUCAGCUGGACGGUGUACGAGUACCGCGGUGACCUGGUGUCGUCGGGACUUCUGCUGAGCGACGCCGGAAACUACUCCUGCUACCUCGACACGCCGCAUCCUCACAGCAGCGCUCAGCUCGUUGUCCGUACUCCCCCAGGGCGCCUGUCAAACAUAACAGUCCAUCCGUCGACUGUUGUAGCCACUGUGAGGUGGCACAUCACCAGUGACGGAGGCUGCCCCCUCUCCCAUUUCACUUUGGCCUACCAGCCUACACAGCAGCCGCCGGCCAAUAGCUCAGCCGCAGCCCACCACUACUUGCCUGUGCACAUCAGUCCUGCCGCUCGGCAGUUCUUUGUGUACCACCUGGAGCCGGGCACCCCGUACAUGUUCCGCAUGUGGGCUUCUAACCGCCUGGGUCCCGGGGAAGCCACGACGGUGUACGCCUCCACCUCCAAGCCGCUCGACCCCGCAGAAGUGGUGCAGAAGAUGUUUGCCGGCGGGGAUGACUUCAGCACGGCAGCAUGGAUGGUGGCCGUCUCAAUGGUCAUGGGCACCAUCCUGAUUCUCUCUUGCCUCAGCUGCCUCCUCAUUUACAAGGAAGGGCGACAUGAGGAGUUUCAAGACGAGGUAGAAGAGGAGGAAGAAUCGUCGGCUGUGCCGCACAUCGUUGCCAACCCAGGCUUCGAAGUUGACUUGGAGGAAAGCUUUCUCCUAGAUCGCCCCGACUGCAACGACAACAACGAGCGUGCAGUCAGAACCAACAACAACUCGGUGGUGCGCCCGUCGCAUGUAUGACUGAAUUGACAGUGCCGGCCCGGUGCAUUAAGCAGAGAACCUAGCAGGAACAACAGUGACCCACAAAGCACUGCAGCUUAGUCUUGGGAUGCUAGAAAAGCCUAUAAACGUGCAGGCAACAUGGGUUGUGGCCACCAGACUCGCUUUCCCAGUGUUUCGUUGCCCUAGUUUCUCUAGUGCGUCGUUUAUUUCAAAGCAAAAGACCUUCUUCAUCUGCCUGGAGUGACCAGCCAGCUUCCAGUACAGCGCCUCCCUGUCGGCUUUUCAGCAAGGGUGAUGAACGGAAUGAAGUCUGAAGAGAACAGUGUUCCUGGAAUCAUUUCGUAUGCUUGUGAACUGAAGGGAGUGGUUUCUUGACAGCUGAAAAUUUCUUGCUGCAGUGAUUGAACUGUUCGUUUUUUUUUUUUUUUUUUGUCUAAGUUUGCAGUGACUCUUCUGCUGAAAAGGGUGCAAUUUUGAAUUAACCGAACCUUUGCUCUUACCAAAGUGGUUUUUUUUUUUUUUUUUUUGCUCCCUUUGUAACCAAGAGACUCAGCAUCAGCAUUGUUUAUUGAAGUAGUGUGGAGGCAUAUUGACAUGUGCUGAAAGUGUAAAGGAGCAGUUCUGUUAAAGACGAAGGCUCCCUAGAACGCUGGGAACUGGCAGCUUACACUCCGCAAACUCACGUGAAUCGGGAAGCCUGCGACGUGACUCAGCGUCCUUCACUCGUGACUCGCUGCCUCGCUAUGGUAAGCUGUCGCCAUUUUUGUUCCCUCCUUUUCACAAAAGCACACUUUCAUCGCGACAUCAUGUGCCGAAGAGCAUUUUGCAGUGUGAGUGAUGAUUGUGAUCUUUUUUUCAAUGUAAUGUCCUUUACGUCGAUUAGUGGCAGGAGAUCUGGUGCUUGUAUCAGCAGGGUUCCCGGUGAAGUGAAGCAACCAGCACGAGAACGCUGGGAUGCAUUUAUACUGUCACAAGAUUGAAGAAAGAAAUAUGCUGUUAAUCGAGUUGCCUAUAGAAAGAUUCAUCUUUUAGCACUUGCUGCCAAUUUCCAAAGAGAAAGCACUGUUUCUGGCAAGCUUCUCGCCCAUCAAAUUUAAAGCAGUAUCGACACAUAUUUAAGUUGUAGAAGCUCUACCACACGCUUUUUUUACUCGUAAUAAGAUCGCACUUAGCAAGCAUGAAGUUUGGGCAACAUAACAUAUUGUAAUUUGAUACUAAAGUUGAUCUCUGAACAGCAGAUGUGGUGUCUUCAACAUUAUUGUAACAUGGAGUGAAAUUCCUUGGCAUCGUGUAGCUGUAAGGCUAGGUAUGGUGACGUUACUCAUAAAAUAAAGUAUGCUCUGUGUACUUGUCGUGACUGCACUCGUAUGUGGCAGCCACAGUGAUUGCAGAAACGAAGCUAGAAGCCAAUGUGUCAUGAUAUCAGGACACAUUCAUCUUCUGUCUACCGGAACCGAAACUGUUUCUUAGAAACAAGUAUUAUAAUAAAUUAAGAUUUCUUGACCCUAGCCAGUAUUUUUUUUAGAGCCUAGAGGGCUCGGACCUUCAUUUGUCGGGAAAAAUAUUAAAGUAGAAAAUGCCACGUCGGUACUCCUUAAGGUGAUUCUCUGAUAAGUUACACGGCUUGGGGACUUCUGUUUAGUUCUACAUAUGCUCAAUGAACUUCUGUUCAGCCAAAUUUCUUAUGAAACAGAUUUUCAAGGUUCAUUCAAGUUGUGUGAAGGGGAGAGCAUUGUAUAAUAGAAGAAGGAAAAACCUGCCCAUGGGGUGGGAGUAUUACUCUUAAAAACAUACCCUGCUUUAGAAGUGACCUUCUUAUACCUAAUGUGCCGAAGAUUUAAUUGUAAGUGUAAUUGGAUUCCUCUGUCAAACAUAUUGUUUUGGUCUUGAAAUGUUGCGUUGCAAGCCGACAACAGUGCCGUUUAUGAAGAAUGUCAGCUUGUAGUUGGCAAGAUAGUGUUGCACCAUUUUCAUUGCGGUGUACAAGCUCUAGUAAUAUUAUUAUGAAACUCUCAGCCUUUGAUAGCUGUCAUACGCCUUUUAGGUCGAGUGUGUUCAUGCAUUGUAGGUUUUAACAAAUAAUCGUCCCAGAGUGCUGUCUUUUUUUCUUUUCCUUGCCAGACAGAAUACCGAUAAAGCUCCUAGGAUGUAGAAAAAUAACAAUUCCAAUUGCUGAUGGUAUUACAAGUGGGGCUCAACAUCUUCGGCCAAAGCCCGAAAACAUAAUUUUCUGAAAUUCUAUUUUAUUUGUGAGAGGUCAGUAUUCAAGGGCAGCAUGAUGUGCUAGAAAGGGUGUCAUACCUGUGAAUACUUAAAAGUUUCAUUUGCUUAAAAGCUCCGUAGAUUCAGCACAAGAUUGGUGGUUGUGUAGGACUCUGAGUAUGAUAAGCAUGCUUGAAACAUGAUUGAUCGGGACAAAAUUUGGAUGAAAUUGAAAUUUACUUUCCAGUCGAUGCUAGUGUAAGGGCCUGUUACAUUCUGUGUGUCUACUCAUCUUUCAUAACGAUCAAGCAUAUUUAUUCCUUAGUGUGAUAAGUUCACCGCUACCAUUAAAUACAUAAACCCAGUUUUGUGGUUGGUUAGUCUCAUGAUUUAAUGAAAGUGCUAUCCAGAUGAAACUUUCUGUACACUCUCAUGAUUCUUAACUCAUAAAAAUUUCCAUCCAGCAUCCAUAACAUCUGCUUACUAGAUAUUACUGGGAAGACAGGUAAACUUAUGUGUAUAGUCACCAAAAACAUUAUUAACACUCAUGUGUACAAUAUAGUCACUGAUAGACACAGGUCACAUUCAUGGGGAGUCGUGAAAAAAAAAAAAAGUGACUUGUUUGUUUUUGUUUUCAAAAAAAGAAAGCAACUUAGAAGGCCAAAUUGCAUUAUACUUUGGUAUAAAAGAAAACUGCCAAAUUCCUUUGCCAAUUUGGAGUUAUGCGAGAACACCUGUUACAACUUCUGAAGCUAGCAUCUUUUAUGUUGUUUAUUUUGACUUCUUCUUUGACUUAUGUUUAGUGCAUUAAAUGGGCUAAUACGUUUUAUAUCGAUAGUUGUUAAAUUUAUACCCUAAUUUAUGCAUGAAGCAAUUAUGCAAUGUUUUGUGGUUCACACAGCUGACUGUUAUAAAUGAUUGUCACAUAGUAUGGUUUCAUAUUUAGAGGUAUUAGUUUUCGUUCUACAAAUUAACAAAUUUGGAAUGUCUCGGCUUCUUAUGCUGCUGAGAUGACAAAUCACAGAACCUCACUAGUUGUUCACUAUGGAGUUUCUUUAUCAUUGUAACAGAAUGGAUGGUUACAUCUAGGCAAUCAAGGCUCAAAAAACAAUGAUGUGGGCACAGCUGGCUGAUCUGUUAGCAUUAUUAAUUGUGCCAGUUUGUUUUACAAAGUGCUAGGUGUGCUACUUUAUAAACUUCAAUGUCGUUGCUUCAUUCUGCCAAGUUAGCAAAGACUGAUAACUUGUAUUAGGCUUGCUUGUUUUGUUUUGAUUAUCUGGUAUUGCAUUACGCGUUCUAACUGUCAAGUAUACCCCCUGCAGUAGCUCAGUGUCUACCGCACUGUGGUGCUCAUUGUGAGGUCACAGGUUGGAUUCCCGGUAGCGACGGCCACAUUGCGAUUGCGGCGGAAUGCAAAAAUGCUUGUGGACAGUGAUUUGGGCGAACAUUAAGGAAUCCCAGGUGGUCAGAAUUAAUCCGGAGCCUUCCACCAUCGUGUCCCUCAUAACCCACCGUGGAUUUACAAGAAGCUAAACUCUAGAAUUUUUUUAAAGCCAUCGAGUACAUUUCCAGUAUGACACUCGUUAUUGCUUGGUUGUUUUUCAUACUAUUGAAGUACUGUAUUCUUUCGGUGUCCAAAGCCGUAAAACAACACGGCACUCUCUGAAAGCUUGAUAUCAUCAGCUGUUGAGACAUUUGGCAAUCCACAGCUGUGCUGUACAGUGUAGUUUAGAAUGAUAGAAGCUGGACAUCUUGAAUAGAUGUUUUGCAGUCGCCUUGUGCACCAUUUUGCACCCUGCCCGUCUGCACCCCAGCUGCCGUAAGCAUGAACUAACUGUGAAUCUGGUUGAUCUGGUGAGGGGCAUUAAUCGCUUUCAAUCAUGUUGCUUUGCACUGAAUAGCUGUCGGCUACUCUGCAAUCAGUUGCGAGUGAUGCUUACUGUGAGGCUGGGUUUGUCUGAUUUUAGCGCUCUGCAGUGAAUGUUAGUUUAGUUACACUACAACAUAAGUGCUAAAAUUUUAAGGGAUGUGCCACAUUGGCUAAACCUUUGUUGCUUAACUUUUGCACCAAGACCCAUUCUUGCAGCUACUCAGGCUGCCCGAAUGACAGUUGUAGAGGUACCAACAUGGUUGUCAUGCUUUGGUAAGCAUAGGAAUGUAGACUGAGCAGAAUUGUAGUAAGAGAAAUAUAGUCUCAGUGGAGGUAACUAGACGGCAGUUCUUUGAACUGACUGCACAUGACUACCUCUGGGAAGUUCAGACCUCAAAAAUCGAGGCGUUCAAACGACAAUUCAGACGUCCACCCCCAUUUGACCAAUGGCAUCCACCAUGAAAGAGGCCGUCACAGGCAAAGUCUGUCAAGAGCUUCAUGCCUGUAUUUCCUCCCACCUUACAAAUUGGUGGCAUGGGGGAAACUUGUGUUUUCUUGCAGUUUCGAAGUGCGUGUUCAUGUUUGGCUCCGUCACAUGGUCACAAUGCAGUGAAGGAUGUCUGGCAGUUCAAAGGUUCCUAAAGCGCGCAGCAUUGCUACUCGCUUUCGUGGAAUUUAAAGUAAGGCUAGGCUCAAUGUCACUGGUCACUACAGUUAUUGUACAAACAGCAUCGGCACCACGCAUGUAAACAUGGCUUUAAAAGUGUGUUCAGUCCUAAGGCUAAUCGUAGUUGCCAAACAAGUCUUGUAGCGCACAGGCGGCAGUUGUAGAGAACAGUGAUGUGAACAAAGAUUGACAGAAGAAGUAACCUCAUGGUCGAGCGAAGAGGCCCUCACCUUUAUGAAAUUGAAUUUUUUGGUCGCAUUUUCGGUGCCUGGAAUGCCAGAAAUUAAGCUCGUUCUCGCUGCCAACGAGAAGAACUCUAAUGAAAAGGACAUAUGCAAUGGUGGUUCUUUGUUGCUGCGCAGUUGGUGUGAUGCCCUUGAUGGUUUCAUUCAGAGAUUCUCAUUAAGCAGGAUAUCAUUUUGAAUUGUUGCUUGUGGGGAAAGGGAGUCAUUCCUUUUAUGCCAUUUUAUGCCGCUCACCCUACAGCAAGUAGCAGCUCCAUGCAAAUUUUUUAAUAAGUGCAAACAGAUGCUGCGCUUGAGCAACAGCACAUUGCUUGCUCUGAACAGGCCUGUGUAUAUGCGGGUGGUAUGUCGAAAAACAUGCACAUUUUCAUGUUUUGUGCUGCUAGGAUUUUGAUUCUUUUUGAAGUGUAUCAGCUUCUUAAAUUGAUAUAGCAAUGGUACGAUUGCUUGUGUAGGUGAAAUCACAUGUGCCAUCACUGCGAGGAUGCUUGCUGGAAUGUUUCCUUGGUUUCAAAUUAGUUUUUCCAAAUUAGUUGAUGCGCUAGUGUUACUCAAAGCUAAACUAGAGUCACUCAUGAUUUAGGCAAGAGGAACAAAGUCAUUGGAGGUGUGGAGUGUCAUUAUAAAUCGUUGGUUGUUGUUGCUUGCAUGUUUUUGUGAUUGCCCGUGUUCACUUUUUUCAGCAGUUCUGUUCAUUUCAAGUUAGGAGGUGAAGCUUGAGCAUUUGAAAAAUGCAUUUCUCGAGAGACCAUUUCUUGCAAAGUGAGGAGCUUCGGUGAUUGUAGAGGAAUCUACUUCAUCUUCCAAACACUUUUCUAGCCGUGAUUGAAUCAAAGUCCAAUUUCCAUUGUGCUCUGUCUUUUUUUUUUUUUUUUUUGAGGUAUCAAUACUUAGUACUAGUUGCAUUCCAGCUCAUGGACUUGGGUGUAAAGGACACCAUCUUAUAUUUAUUGCUGUAUGGUUAGUAAGCCUUUUUUAUGAAUGGUUUUAAGUUGACACAUGCAUAAGGUAGUUAGUCUGGCUGUGAGCAGAAGGCAAACUGGAAUAGUGUCUGUGCAUUUCUGUGUGUUCAAAUCUGCAAGAGGAGUUUAGAAGUGUAAACACAGAACAUGAAGAACUGCCAUGCUUGAAUUAAUAUGUGGCAGUGUCAGCUUGUGUAGAACGCUUACCUGCUCAUUGCUUUAUGGUAUACUCAGGCCAGAUGUAAUUUUCAGUCUGCAGUUGUCCCCGAAUGGUUUUCUGAUGUGUUGCAUUCAUAGGUUGAUUCUUUCAUCAGAGGACGACUUCUUUGUAAUUUAUUGUGCACUAAAAUACUCCUUUCCAAAGCCUGUUCAGCUGAAGCAGUAGAAUAUUGUGUUGUCCUGACUUAUAUUGAAUAGAUUGUCACUGUUAAAGAAUGCGCUCUUGCUACUGUCGUUAUUAUACGUACCUUUAUUUGAGCUAUAGUGCUUCCUUUGUUCUGCCUCCCGAGGGGCUUAUAAAAGUUCAGUGGUAAGUCUAUACUGACCCACUUGGCAGGCAAUAAAAGUGACUUUUAAAGUUGGUAGUCCGUCAAGUAUGUCAUCAUCCACUUCUGGUGACUUCUGUGCAUCCCAAAUGCUUUAUUUAUUACGUAUAAUGUGCAGCUAUUGCAUGAUGUUAAAGAGCACUUACAGCAUCUUGCCUUUUCUUUUCAACAAGUUCUGGCACUCUUGACCUUCUUUUUUUUCCCAUUUUCUUCAUCUGAGAACUAGUUUUAACUAUCUUUGCACAGCUGUUUCAAGUCCUGUUCUGGACCUUGCACAGCUGCGCAUCUACAUGCAAGCAAUUAUACUACCAUUGUGUACCAUGUAUUACAUUUACAGUGGUGUGCUGUCUCUGACUCCUGUGUUCUUGCUUAGCACAUUUUCGUUGUGCUUCAGCACACACACAUCACUGUUUUUAGAGCCAGCUCGAAUACUAUCUUGGUCAGGGACGACCUUUGUUAUAUUCCCAGUGCCAUUUUUAUGUUCGUUAGUUUUUCGUACACAUAAUGUCAAGCUGUUCACAUUGGACAACUUAGUGGUUUACUGUGAAGCUACAUUGUCAAACACUCUUGCAUCGCCUUUGCGUGGUUGUAUUCAUACUGAUUAAGCUGUGGAAUCUUGCACUCUUUUUUUGACGGUCACUUUCUUUAUAUGUAUAUGGUAUUAGCCAGUGGUACAGUGUUAUGUGCCAGUGUGUUUCAUUGCUCUUUUCUUUCACAUAUUAGAUUAUCUUUUUUUUUUUUUGCUGACCAAUGUGAGUAGGUAGAUGUGCACAGGCUAUGACGGACUGAACCUGUACCCUCUCUUUGAUAUCGAGCUUAUGACCAAGCGACAUUGAUAUGCCUAGGAUUCGCAAUAUUGUGCUUUGUAAACAACAGCACACCAUCUUUCUGUUUGCCAUAGCUAUACUGGCCUGCAGCUAAGGUACUGUGCUAAUUAAAACAGCAAAGCGGAUUUCUAAUAUUGAAUCUAUAUUACAACAUUAUCUUAGAACAAGCAGGUAAUACACGAUUAUAUUACACACACACAUUCUUUUGUUAUUUAGAUGUAAACAUACUUUCUAAUAGGGCAUUAUCCAAUGUCAUGUGGCAAAUGUAUCCAGUGCUGUACACUGUUUUUCAAAAUUUGCAGUGUACAUUUAUCUUUAGCAUACGACCUCGGGCAGCUGUUUUGUCAUACUCAUUCGGUUGAGCGCAUCAGUAUGCUGGUAUUGCAUGGAGACUGAAAUAAGUAUUGCCUUACUGCUUACUGCAAUGUUUUCCUCAGAUCUGGCUUUUCCAAACUGUAUGUUUGGCUGAGCAUCCAGUCAAACUUGAUACAUUCCUCAUUCCUCAGGUAGUGCUGUUCUUUAGCGCUAUGUGUGGCUGAAUGCACUUGUUGAAUCUAUGCCACUCCGAAGAUGGAGUCCUUGUGACAAGACAACAAAAUAACUGCUGCUAAGACAAACUCGACUGAUGCGUUGCACAAGAAGAGGACUUUUUUUUUUUUAAUCGCUCUAACAAUGUCCUAACUGCACUAGGAUUUCUCAGAAGAUGCUCACUUUAUGAAGUGUGCAUAUUUCUGUUUAGUGCAAUAAACACUGGCCAGUUUCGCUUCUGCAUUUCUAGUAGUGAGGGCGGUAGAUGGUCAUUGUUGUGCCGUUGUCCUCGCAGACGUCUGGCGUAGAGUUGAUGGUGUCCUGUUCUGUGAGAAUGGUGCUUUCAGGUUGAUUGCCUCACAAUAAUGUGACAUGUGCCACUAUUUUUUUAUCGCACCUAUAGAUGGCGCCUGAAUGCAUGGGUAAAAAACAUGCCAGGGCAGCUCGACUGCCAUAGACAUGCCGCUUCUUGUAUAACUGACUGGUCUCUGGUGUUCGUGUUUGUUUUUGACAUGUGACAUGAGUGGCCCGAGCUGGGAGUCUUUCUGCAGCCUACGUCUGCGCAUUUUCAUUUCAACGUAGAGGUGUUAGUGUAUGUGAAAGAGUGUGUGGAACCGUGGACACAAAUAAUGCAUACUCAGUUUCAUUGUAAUAAAAAUACUUUGCCUUUUA